UGUGACGUUAAGUGCAAUUCGUACCUUGAGGAAUACCGAGUUCAGAUAAGUGAGAAGAGAGAGAGAGAGAGAGAGUUAGAAAAUAUACUUAUCCUCGUAUCUACACGUGAAAUAUCGUGUUCAGUGGUUCCAUUUAUGUGGCGAAUAAGAGUUAGCUUCUGGGACUUUCGUUUGGAAAAGCAGGUGCAAGAUUUACGAAGCGUCGUAGAGUCACGAUAAGAACCGAACCUGACUCGAAGUGGUGCUGAAAUUUCGCAAAGAAAAGCGGCUCCUUAUGGCUCAUACAUAGACCUAUUCAUUUUAUGAAAUCGAUUCCUGGUUUAGUUAGUUACCGAAGAUCAACUUUGAAAUGUGCGUCGUUAUUAAGCAACAGCGUGAAUUGACGAAUGUUAAACCUUAAGAUGCCAACAGGAUGAUGCAAUACCGAACCAGUGGUGAGUCUAGCUAGAGUUAAAGUGAGUUGAUUUCCCACCUGUCAAAAUGGAAGAGGAAGAGUGGAGAUCCACUUCGGGGUAGUCUUCAUCGCAACACGGAAAUGACGCGGGAUGUGCACGAGAAAUAGUACGGUAGCUUUAGAAAUGAACUAACCAGCGCUCUCAGCAGUUUGAUAGGAUAUGGUGUAGGUGCACUGAACAUAAUCCGUUCGCUCACCUACAUAAUAGUCAACCUUUGAAAUGAGACGUUCGAUUUCGUUCGCUUUUGUCCCGAAGAUUGCAAAAAUCAAGAGCGGAGUCUUUUCCGAAACUCUCAGCGCCGUGACUGAUAACAGCCGCUUACACUGACCCAAAUUCCGAAAUUAUAUACGCAGUAGGCAGAGUUUUCUCUCGAUUCAAAGCUUACAGCACAACCCCGUUCUUUGAAUGACGAAAAAAAAGAAAGAAAUAGCGAAUAACCGGGGAAAACUUAUGAAAACACUCUGCGAUAAGGUUCAGUGAGGAGAGAAAGGCGGUGUUUUGCACAAAGGGAACCAGAAACGCCAGAAGAAACACUGACGACAUUUAUCGCAACAGAUGAGAGAGACGAAUUUUUCACCUGUUUUGAUAUACAAAAAAAAAAUAGCAACGAAUUUCCGUUGCUUCUUCUCUGCUCCUGAACUCCUGAAACAAACGAGGUACUUGAUGAUAUGUGCGAACCUCACAUGGGGGGCUCAGGAUAGCGAAGUGUGAACGGAAACUAUGCGAGAAAUUCGGAGAUGAAAAGUAUAGAUAAGCGAAUUUCAGCUGUGUCGCCUAAACGCUUUGAUGGAAAGUGUAAACACAGAUAAGUGUCGAACCAAAUAGAACGUUGAACCUUGGAGAAAAGAUCUUUUUAUUGCAUUUAUGUAUCGUGUGAGUGCGUUGCUUUUUAACCUCUAAAAACAAAAUAAAAUAAUUAAUUAUUCCGCUUUCACGACAAAAGCAACAUUGAAAUAUUAAGCGGAGAAUAGACCUUUCUAUUGCGUUGCGGUCUAAUCUCUAAAAAUAAAACUUAAUAAAAUUAAUUAUUCCGCUUUCACGACAAAAGCAACAUUGAAACAUUAAGCGAAAAAUUGAAGCGAAGAAGGACGGCACAUCUCAGAAUUGAAUCCAAACGCUAAUAAGAAAAAGAGAAGGUUAAUUCGCUUGUGGAUAGAACUGGGCUCAACAACCCUGGAACCAUGUAUCGCAAUUACCAGCUGCCCGAAGGUAAGAGGAUUAAGGUUUACAAGAGCGGCGAUACCUUUUACACGGGAAAGUCCAUGGUCGUCAAUCCUAUGCAGAUCAAGAAUUUGGAUAACCUCAUUACAUCGAUUACGGACAAGGUCGACCCUGACUGGGGCGCAGUCAGAAGCAUCCACACCCCCAACACUGGGACACUCGUCCAGAGCAUAGACGCCAUCAACAGGGAGGGAGUUUAUGUUGCUGCUGGACCAAAGGGCUUCGUCAGCAUUCCUGGAGGUUACGAGAACAUAGGAAAACCAGGAAUCCGAAAGAAAUUUGCCAACCAUAAGCCAAUCCACAGGUCAGGACUCAAAAAUGAGGUCUACAGCAUCCAAGUGUUCAAGAACGGGGAGGGAGGAGCUCCUAUACCCUUCAAGUUCACCCAGUCUGACAUCUCCAACUGGGACCAGGCUCUCUACAGACUCUCGGAGAAGGUCCGGUUACCGAACGGGCCCGUCAAAAGAAUGUAUCACAUGAACGGCAAGAUCGUGAGGUCUCCUUCCGACUUGGAGAACAACGGAACCUACGUGGUAGCCGCUUCGAACGAGACGUUCCGUACUGCCAGUUACGGCGAUGCUGCUCCACCUGACGAUACACAGCAUCCCGGGGACUCUAGAGGACCAGAAAGCAGAUUCACGAAAAAGCAGCAGCAGCAGCAGCAGCAGCAGCAGCAGCCGCCGCAGCCUUCCAGGGGCGCGCCGGAGGCAGGCAAGAAAAAACAGAUGAAACUCCCGACGAAGAAGCUGACCCGGAGACCCAAGACGGAACCGACAGAAGAAGAAGGGGAACCCAGGAAAUUCAGCAGCUCUGACAGCAAGAAACUUGGGCCUGGCAGAGCCAAGGCGAACGUCAAGAGGACGGUGAAGACGGGAGAAGGAGGGAGCCCUUCUGACACCAGCCAGGCAGACGAGAGCGCGAAAGGGCGGAAGUUCAGUAAAGGGAAACCUCACAAAGUCGUUUCCUCUAAACUGCAAAGCAGAUCGAAGCCCACAGGCAAGAGAAACAACUCCGCCAAUGGCCAGAGCCGCGGUCCUAGCACGCAGCCCAAGGGAACGCCAGCAACCAGAAGCACGGAUGGAGGGGACAAGAACAAAAGCCGUUUCUCGAAAGCGCGCACCAACCGCUCCAGAGUGGCAUCGCCCGUGACAGCCAAGAUCCCGAAGGAGAUCCCGGAAAGCAGCGACCCGGGGAAAGUGGAGUACCUCAAGCUGGCGUCCACACAGAACUCGCCUUACCAGUCACCCGGGGGAACCCCCAACCAGACUCCGGCCAACUCCAGACCUUCCAGCCCCCACAAGGGAUACGACCACCGUAGUGCGUCGUCACCCUACUCCCCGCCUGAAGUGAUAGCCGAGGAAUAUGAGGAUGAGGAAGGGGAAUAUGAGGACGAGGACGAGGAUGACCUUUCGGCAGUCACCUCGGUAGGUGGGAGGUAUUCCAGGAUGUCCGUGUACGACAGCGGCCAUGCUUCGCUUUUCGGUGACGAAGACAGACCCGACAGCGUGUUCAGGGCCAAAACUCGAUCGCGACCGGUGACUAUGGUCGACUAUGACACGGACGACGGAGGGAUAUUCAGGGCCAAAUCGAAGUCGGACUACGUGAGGGGGGCCAAGGAAAUUUUGGAGUCCUCCGCCACUGCCAUUGAACUCCCCAUUGACCUCCUUGAUGCCAAGGAAGUCCAGGAGGAGAUACUUGUCGCAUAAUUCCAAGAACGAGAACCUUCACAUACAAGGUGAUUACCUCACGGGGGCUCAAGGACAGUCUGAACGCUACAAACUGGAAUUUUGGUCAUUCAUAUUACAUAACCUGAUUUACCCUCAGUCACUUUUCAUUCAUCCAGUCUUUUUUGGCUCGUUUUUGUAAGUAUACUGAAAACAGUUUUCACCAAAUCAAGAAAACGCGACAGGCAUCAGUUAACCAAUACGCCAAAACUGUCAAACAAUCUUUGGCAACUUUAGUUUGUCCAAGACUCAGAGAAGUUGCAGUUUUGAGAAACAGGAAACUCCAUUUUGUAACUGGAAUCGAGAAGAAUGAAAAUGAGGGGAUGAUAUUCUCCAACGACUAAACCUUUUGAUAAAACAUUGUCUCCUCACGUCAUCAAUGUUUUCCCUUCAAUGAUUUGGUCGAAUUCACGUGGUCUCAACCUUGAGACCUUGGAAAUAUGUCAAAGUCAGCUCCCUGUAUUUAUGAUAUCUACAGGGUAUUGCCUGAUUCUUGAAUAUAUUUUAUCAGGGUAUUGACUAACAUUUGAAUGUAUCAAAGGGGUAUUUGCCUAUCAUAUGAAUCUAUCAAUAGGGUCCUGCUUAUUGUUCUAAUGAAUCAACUGGUUAUUGCCUAGUAUUUAAAUAUACCAACUAGGUAUUGCGUCAUGUAUGAAUGCAUCUGUAGUAUUGACUAAUAUUUGAAGUUUUCGACGUGGUAUUGCCUAAUAACCGAAUCUAUCCACAGGGUUUUGCCUAAUAUCUAAAUAAUAUAUCCUGAACUUUGACCAUCCACUAUUCUUGAAAAAUUAGGCGUCGUUGAUAACUGGAACAAAAUGACUCUGUUGUAGUGCCUUUUCAACCUUAUCUGUGAUACAGUGUUAUACAAUGCUACAUAAUGUAAGAAAGCAUGCUACAGCGUCUACUAAACUGACUAAACCAGCAUGAUAAAAACAGUUAUGCAAAGCAUGUUAAGAUUGUGAUAGCUGUCUUAU
This is a messenger RNA of Macrobrachium nipponense, 4374 nucleotides long. Its product is annotated as doublecortin domain-containing protein 2-like. Lineage: Eukaryota; Metazoa; Arthropoda; Malacostraca; Decapoda; Palaemonidae. The transcript is spliced from 9 exons. Gene Ontology annotation, cellular component: microtubule organizing center; microtubule. The record is from RefSeq and is a predicted model, not a curated record. The coding region runs from base 1637 to 3382 and encodes 581 amino acids. Gene Ontology annotation, biological process: intracellular signal transduction.